CACGAUUUUUCUUUCUUUCCGUGUUUAAAAAAUCUGUUCUCGUGGUCCUGUGUGUUCGCCUUUACGCUUGCCUGUUACGGUCGUAUAGUGUGUGUCCUGCAUUUUGCAUGUAUGACAUCUCAGGGCUAAAAAAUAUGUUUCUUCCUUCAACCAGGUCGAGGAACCUUUUUGUACGGCUAAGCGCGUCUAAAUUUAAUCCGUUUUGAAUUGCAAUCCCCAUAGUAAUUGUCUAGCUUUUUCCAGACCACCUGCACAUUGUAAUCUAGCCAAAUCUACAGUCGCCCGUAUUUAUCACGCACUUGGCUCUCGCUGCGUAGCAUGAAACUGCUGAAGAACAUGUGGGCUUCUCCUACUAGAUAAUGUGCGCUGUUUCAUUUUCUAACGUUGAAUUAUUGCAUUUUUAUGAUUAUUCCUUUUGGACUAGGCAGAAGUAUAAAAAUUGUAUCAUUCAACGAUCCUUCUGUUAAAGCUUCAGAAAGUUUUAAUUUUGUACUCAUGUUACGCUUUAAAAAGCAUAGUAAAACAAAUUUCAUUGGGAUCUACUCUCUUAUGGUAUCGGAGUGUCAAAAGAUAAUCUUUUCUGGAACUUUCGGUAUUAAAACUCCCAUCCGCACGUACGCUAAUGUAACUGGAUGCCCGUGUCUGCCUGACAUGUUGGUGGAGAGCUACGUCCAAUUUCCAUUGCGCAAAGGAGCGAUUAUAUCAGUAUUUACGGGACACAAUUCAGCCAAAAGCCUGAAGCGCUUCUUAAAGGUACCUCGUGCUAACAUGGCAAUUCGUUCAGUACGCCAAAAGCAGUUCUUGUGAUCGAAUUUGGCAAAACUAUCAUAUUUAACAAAAAUAGCAUAUCUCUCAAAUAACUAUCCAGCUGUUUUAUUUGAAAUUAUUUAGUUUUAACUGGAACGUUGACUUGAUGUUUUAAUAUAUAAAUCUUAAAUUUAUGUAAACUAUUUAUCAAUCAAAUCUAACCUAAGGAGUGUUUUCCAGGUAGACCUUGGGUGGAGGUGGGAUGUGUUUUUAUUAUUCAGAACCGUAAAAGCCAAACUGGUCAUUUGAAAGUCUGAUGCUACUCGUUUUGUGCGUUUUUGCUGAGAAGCAGGUCCACUUAGUAACUUGGCGUGCGCUUCUGUGGCCAUGACGGCACAUCCAUACUUGUGGUUGCAAAUCCGAUACUUUAAUGUUCUAACAAGACAAAAAUAACUUCCCUAGAACAGCAAGAUCAAUGUAAUUGUUCUUUGGAAGUCGCUGAGGUUAUUGUUACAAAACAGCUUUACUUUGCGUGUGUGUGCGUGUGUGUGUGUGUGUGUGUGUAGGUAAAUAGUGGUAAACUAUUCGUACAACGUUGCAGGCUGGUAGUGGUACAUGCAUUCAGGAAGAAUUUCUAACAGUUUGUACAAAUAUUACUGAUGUAAAUCGGCUCUGUAGUAGUGCUGUGUGUGUGUUUCUCAUGCCGUAAUUCCGUAUUUUUAAGUGACUAUUCAGCUCUUGGGCAAUUCCCUGCACUUUCACAUGACAGCCGCUUUCGGUGCUCGGAUUCCAUGCUCAGCAAGUGUGUAAUGUGACUUGUGUUUUUUUUUUCUUAAUUCUUUUCGUUUUAGUUUUGCUGAGUCACGCUUAUGGUGAAGUUAUUUAAACCCCCCCGCCACUCCCAGGACGUGCAUAUGCCUUUCCAUUGACAAAAGGAACCUUUUUCUUCUCCUAUUAUAGGCGGUAACGUGACCAAGCCAUGCGCUUCUGGGAAAGGGUGGCUCCGAAUAAAAGGCUCUUUAGAAAGACAUAAAUUGGUGUAUAACGGCUUAUUAAUUGCUUAUGCUAGUUGCAGAUAAGGCGAGGCGGCCAUGGACCCUAACGGCCAGGAGACUUUCCCCGGUGGCGUCCUGCCUGUCGUCGUUAUUGGCAAUGGCCCAUCUGGAAUCUGCAUGUCCUACCUGUUGUCUGGGUAUAUGCCAUAUCUUUCGCCCGAGGGCACCCACCCCAACGCCAUCCUGCAGGCCAAACUGGAGCAAAACCCCCACCUGUCCUUGUUGGAGCAGGACCUGGAGUACCUCUGUGAGGGGCUGGAGGGCCGCUCGUCCAAUCCGGUGGCCGUGCUCUUUGACUCCCUUCUCCUGCCAGACAGUGACUUUGGGUUGGACAGCCCCUCCCCGUUGCUAUGGCGAUACCAGCCUGAGCGAGCCACGCCCCACCUAGUCCUGGGCAGGGGUCUGCCAGGUGGAGCCUGGCACGCCAUGGAGGGCUCCAUGCUCACACUCAGCUUGGCCCGCUGGAUGGAGCUUCCUGGUCUGAAGCUGAAGGACUGGGUUCGAGACAAGCGCAGUUCCAGGAAUGUUCGUAAUGACCGGGCCACACCAGCAGAAGUUGCCUCUUACUACCAGUACUAUGUGACCCAGAUGGGUCUGCAGAAGAACUUCAUCAGUGGCACCGUGGUGACAUCGCUUUGCCGUGUACCCCGCAAAGAUGGCGGCGCCCCCGUGUGGAUGGUGCAGGGACUGCAGCGGUUAUCUGAGCAAGGAGAGGAAACGGAGUGCCCGUUUAGCUUGCAAGCAGAGAACGUGGUGCUGGCCACGGGCACCCAUGACGUGCCGGCCCGGCUAGGGGUCGACGGCGAGGACCUGCCCUUCGUGCAUCACAGCUUUUGGGAGAUGGAGUCGGCUCUCAUGAAGGGGAACCUGGACCGGAACUCUGACCCUGUUUUUGUGGUUGGGGCGGGGCUAACGGCAGCGGACACCAUCCUGGUAGCCCACCACCACAGCGUCAAUGUGUACCACGCUUUCCGUCGCUCGGUCACCGACCCGGACCUCAUUUUCAACCAGCUGCCCAAGGUGCUUUACCCUGAGUACCACAAGGUGCAUCAGAUGAUGACCCAGCAGCAGUGCUGGCAAGGGAUGCCAGUUACCCACCCCGAAAACGCGCCCCUACCCUUCUCGGGCUCUUACCCCGGGUACGUCAGCUUCCCCAAGCACCAUGUGGUGGCUUUCAAGCCGGACAAGAAGUGCGUGCUGGAGAACGCGGAGGGGCAGCAGACCAUCCUGCCGGUAUCCAUGGCCCUGGUCCUGAUCGGCGCCUACCCCAACCUCUCUUUCCUGCCCGACGACGGUCAGCACCUUGGCCUCUGCCCCCAAGAUCCAAUCAGCUGCCGGCGUAACCCACUGCAUGUCAACCCCUACACCUACGAGUCCGUGCGGGAGCCAGGCUUAUAUGUCAUGGGCCCGCUGGUGGGUGAGAACUUCGUGCGGUUCCUCAAGGGUGGUGCCCUCGCCAUUGCCAGCGACCUGGCCAGACGACAGCGCAAUGCUGACCAGAGUACAGAUGGGGACAAGGAAGACACACACAUCGCACUUGCUUGUGACUCAUAGCCUAACGUAGACCGGACCAAAGUCAACUGGUAUGAAUUAGACUGGACCAGGUUCACAGCUCAUUCAUAAAAGGCAGCCUCCAGAAUCCUGUCCAUGAGAUUAAGGACUGUCUUUGUAUUAUGGGCAUUUUGUCAGUCAAGCAUUAAUUGGAUGUGUUAAAGUAGCAUCCAGAAAUCCUUGAAUCAGAAAUCUGUCUCCCUAUGGGGGUGCAGUAAGCAUUAUGUGUAAAUCAGUUUAUAAUAUAUAUAUAUUUGACAUGCACAAACUUAGGGGGGGAAAUAAUUUUUCUAUAACACUUUAGCUAUAAUGUUAAUAACCUAGCCUGUGAACAAAUACAAUUUUAAUCUGUUUUUGAUGGGGUGUAAAUUCGAAAUUUCAGUCGCUGGAGAGGAAAUGUCUUGAGCUGGUUUUUUUUCACGUGUGGACACAGCAUAUCGGCAAUACCUCACAGCAUGUGGCCAGACCUGUUUAAAGCACCGGUGUGGUGAAUCGGAAGCCCGAGUCACCCAAGGUGAAUUACGGUCUCCCGGGUUACAUGCGAUGCUGCAGAUUGGCUGCUUUGUGAGAUCCCCUGCAGCUUUAAAUGCAGUCCGGCUUAAAUGCAAAUGUGGAGUCACAGUAUGCACGGGAAACGAUACCAGCAUUUCCUAAACAAAUCACUCUUCUUUAACAGAGGAAAAAAAAUUCACAGGUAUUUCUUUUGCAAAGUCAUGUAGCACUAUGUUUUUACGUUUCGUUUUUAGUAGAAGAGGCCUUGGAACCAGAGGCUGGCCAUUUUUAAAACACACAGUAUUAUACCCACGUACGAUACUUAUGCAACACUUAUACAUGGUAUAAUUUCAGCAGAUAUACAUCUGUAUAAUUAAGGAUUUUAAAAACCAAUACAGCAUCUAUUUCUGCUUCUUCUAACAGAAAUUUGUGUAAUAUUUUAUGUGGGAUUCUGUAACUCGUAACAUUGAUACCCUUGUUUGUCCUUGUUUUUGGUAACAAACUUUUUCUUUUGGACUUUAUGACACUCACCAUAGUUAUAUUUUAAACAGUUUUUAUCAGAGGAUUCGAGAUGUUGUCGGGGGUGAUACCUCUGUUUCGGAAGUGCACAGGAUGAUACUCGAAUGUUUUUUCUGGGUUAUUUUAAUACUAAAAUGUUUACCUCUGCAGAUAUUUAACAUACACACAUCCAUGGCAUAUACAUUAUAAAUCCACAGAUAUGCAUUUCUAAUGACCAUGCACCUGAUUCUGCCAGCCGGCUGUCUGUUGUUCAGUUGUAAAAAAUAUUCUUUUUAACAGGAUUUUGUACAUUUUAAAUUUUGCCAGUCAUUAUAUUCAGCAAUGACCACUUAUAGUUACUAAUUUCCUGUAGUAAAGACUAUUACAGCUUUGCAUUGAUUCUGGAAAUGAAUCAAAGCUUACUGCAUUGCUGAGCUUUUGUAUGAAUAAAUGUAAAAUGGUUUUUCUAACAAA
Molecule: messenger RNA, 4817 nt
Organism: Paramormyrops kingsleyae
Lineage: Eukaryota; Metazoa; Chordata; Actinopteri; Osteoglossiformes; Mormyridae
Source: RefSeq, a predicted model, not a curated record